AAGCGAUGCAGACCCUGCUUCUCUUGCUAAAUAUGUUCUGGCCUUGGUUAAAAAAGACAAAGUAGACAGGGACUUAAAGGAAGUAUGCAUUGAUCAACUGGACGUCUUUCUUCAAGGAAAAACCAAGGGUUUUGUGGAUACAUUGUUUGAAGCAUUGACAACAAAAGAAUACAUGAAACAUGCGCCAGAUUCCUCGACCAAGACACAAGCUGUGGAUGACGGCAAGUCAGACGUGUCCCUCCCCAGUAAAGGGGACAGCAGGAAAGAUUCAACAGACUCAAAGAAGGCUAAAAGUGAGAAGGGCAGAGAAGGGAAGAGAGAAGACAAAAGACAUGGCUCCAGGAGCCCUAGUCCCAGAGAAAGACGCAGGGAUAUUGAUGACAGGAAGAGGAGACACGAUGACAGAAGACUGUCUGAUGAGAGGAGGAGUUACAGAAGAAGAUCACGGUCCUACAGUCCCAGAAGUCCACGGAGGACUCGGGGCAGGUCCAGGAGUCCCCGCGAAAGAGGACGCUCAAGGUCAUGGAGUAGGUCAAGAUCAAGAUCCAGGUCUGGACCUAGGUCAUGGAGUAAAUCUAGGUCAAGGUCACGGUCAAGAGAAAGAAGAGUAUACAGCAAACAACAGUCUGAUAGUCGAGGCUCUACCCCUACACUUGAUAAUGGAAAGUAUGACGCCACCUCUUCCAUUCCUACCGUAGGAAGCGCUGUGUACUCCGUCCCCAGGGUAGAAGGGGGGUACCCCUCAGAGUCUCACCCCCAGGGCCUGCCAGCAGUGCCCGCCCCCUCAAGACAGAGAUGUAAAGACUAUGAUGAGAAGGGAUUUUGUAUGCGUGGUGACCUUUGCCCCUACGAUCAUGGCCUGGAUCCGGUUAUUGUAGAAGAUGUCAGCAUUCCUCCCCCACCUUACGUCCCAGGACCUCCAGUGAUCCCUUCUAAUGGUCCUCCAAGAAUGCCAGGGCCAGGAUUUGUAAAUAGACCACCACCUCCAACACUUGGAGGCCCCCUACCUAUGCCUCCUCGUCCAGAUCGUUUUGAGUACAACCCUGAGGCUCCGGGGAUGACAGGCCCCCCCAGACAAUCAUUCUGGCAUGGACCACCCCCACCCCCACCCCAGGGGCCACAAGCAGCUAACAAUUUCUCUCCUUUUCCUCCCCCACAAAACCCUUCUGCUCAAGUCAGAAAUAGAGAGCAUCUCAUUAAUAUUACAGUAAAUGAUGAUAGUGAGGAGAAUGCUAUUGUACCUCCUGGUACGGAAUCCACUGAGCCGGGCCCGGAGAACACGAUGAUUGACUCCAGGACAGAGGGAAAGCCUGGCAGGACAGUCAUUCCCCCCAAACGACCCUACAAUAGUGGUCCAGGUCAAGUCCACCGGGGCUACUUAAACCCCUACCAUCAGAAUAAUUACAGGCCGUCCGCUCCCAAGAAACCAUUUGAUUUCAGCAGAGUAGGAGGAUACAGAAAGCCAGACACAGAUGCAUUAAGUUUGGAAGUUAGGAAAAUUCCCAAGGAAUUCAACAACAUUUCAGCAAUAAAUCAGCAUUUUUGUAAAUUUGGAAACCUAACAAACAUACAGGUUAAUUUUGAGAACGACCCUGAGGCAGCCCUUGUGACAUUCUCCACCAAUCAGGAGGCCCUGGCCUGCUACAGAAGCACUGAGCCUCUCUUCAACAACAGAUUCGUCAAAGUCUUCUGGCACAAAAAUAAAGACAACACUCAAGAGAAGGUAGAUAUAUCUGGUGAUCAGGUGUCUGAUCCAAGGUCUAUUAAGGAAAGACUCGGUCCACCCAUUAUCCCUCACCCCAGCAAACUCUCCCUCAACAACAUCAAGCCUAAGGCAACGGAUCAGUCUGCAGGACCAGCUCAACCAGCCAAGGAGAAGACUGUGAUAUACACCUCUUCGGUUGGUAACAUAACGAAGACUGUCUACAACCCUGAGGUCAUCAAAGCUAAAGCUGCCAUCACCAGUCCUACAGCCGUGGGAUCAGCAUCAUUCGUCUCCAAAAUUGAGGCCAUUAAGAGACAGGAAGAGAAGAAGAAGGAAGUGAUGAAAAAGAAGGCAGAGCUCCAGAAACAGAAGCACGAGCUGCUGGUAAAACAGGUGGAGCAACAAAAGAUGCUUAUAUCUAAAUUAGAGAAAACAAAGAACACUGAAGAGAAGGCAGAGAUAAUGAAGACGAUUGACAUGUUAUCAAAAUCUGUGGAGAAAAUCAAGUCUGAAUUGACGGCAAACAAGCCUAAAGGUGUGGCCAAGAAUGUGUCCACACCAGAGGAGGCGAGGAAAGAGAUUCUAGACACAGAGUUAGAGUUGUUUAACAAGGAACAUUCCGGAGAAGACACUACUGCCCUGAAACUGAAACUCUCAGAACUUACUAAACAGGCUGCAGCCAUGGGAUUGCUUGGUAGAGGGCGAGGUCGUGGGCGGGGGGCAGCACCUCGCCCCCGGGGAGCCAACACCUGGGUAGCAGCUGGGCUACAGGGCCGGGGUAAACCCGCACACCAGAUCCCCACACAGGGAAGCAGGAAGUUAGAUAAACGACCCAAACAGCUGGAGGUCACAGGGUUCAACUGGGAGGAACGAGAACAGCUCAAUCAACACUUCUCUAAGUUUUGUCAUGUCGAUAAAAUUGAUUUUGAGGAGGAUGAUAAAAGUGCUGUUGUUACAUUUCACACCAGAGCAGAUGCAGAAAAGGCAUUGCUGCAUUGUGUUACAUAUAUGGGCAAAAAUCUGAUCAUGAAUUGGCACGUGGGAGCCAAGAUAAAGCCUGGACAGUUCGCUGAUAGUAAUUACCAGGACGAGGACACAGCGGAGGGGGAGGUGGAGGGCCAUGUUGAGGAUGAUCUGGAUGAGGAAGCUCUUCUGGCGGGAGAUGAUGAGGAGGACGAGGAUGAAGAGAGUCGGUCAUGGAGGAGGUGACGGAGGACGGAAGAGUCACCGGAGAUCACGUCUAAAGGCCACAGAAUCGUAACCUGAAGACAGCAUCUAAGGCACUGUCCUGUCAUGUUACAUUCAACUACAUUAAUGCCAUUUGUCAACUUUUUAUCAUGUUUAAUUGAUAUCUAGUCAUUAACCUGCCUUUUUAAAAUGGUUUGUUUUUCCUACAAGUUUAUCAAUGUAUCUUGUAAUUUCCUGCAAUGAAUUGUGCAGUAGGAUUGUCAUGCUGCGAAAAAUACAUAGGCAUUUUAUUUUCCUGAAUAUUUUUAAUUAUUUUGACUCUUGCUGUUUUUGUUACAUAAUGAUGUAUUAUGUGAGUACCUGAAUUAAUAAUAACUAUUGUGUAUAGUAUUUUGAUCUGAAGAGAUUUACAGUACUUCGUGCAUUGUAUCCAAGGGUGAUGUAAAAAAAAAAAUAUGUAAACAUAUUUUUACAUGAAGAAUUUUAUUGUAAAAUUAUCUUGAUGUUUGACAAUAAUGUGAGAUCUUAUAUGAAGAGAAUGUACAUCAAAAGAAAUGAAUGGAAAAAAAAAUCAGUACAAAAGAAAAAAAAAAUGAGAAAAGAAGAAAAGAAAAAAAUGUUUACAGAUAUGAUGCAAUGUUUCAAAAUAUAAAUAUUGAGAAUAAAUUGAAACAAAAGAUGUGGUUCAAAAACCACCACAAA
Messenger RNA from Saccostrea cuccullata (small rock oyster), 3595 nucleotides. RefSeq names its product RNA-binding protein 26-like. The annotation marks the transcript as partial. Gene Ontology annotation, molecular function: RNA binding; metal ion binding. The transcript has 20 exons. The record is from RefSeq and is a predicted model, not a curated record. Lineage: Eukaryota; Metazoa; Mollusca; Bivalvia; Ostreida; Ostreidae. Gene Ontology annotation, cellular component: nucleus.